Molecule: messenger RNA, 839 nt
Organism: Caenorhabditis elegans
Lineage: Eukaryota; Metazoa; Nematoda; Chromadorea; Rhabditida; Rhabditidae
Gene: K11H3.2
Exons: 3
Coding region: 66-788 (240 amino acids)
Source: RefSeq, marked reviewed
AAAAAUAAUCAAUUCUUAAUUUAAAACGUUUCGAAAUUAAACGAUUUAAGCUCGACUGCUCAAAAAUGGAGCUGAGCCCGAAUUUGAAAAGUAACUUGAACAGCGAAAUGAACGAUUUGGUACAACAAGCAGAAGAAUGGGCUCAAUCUCAACAUCGUUCAGCUUCUCCUGGUGCAUUGAAAGAUCCGAAACUUUGUGCAAUUUACAAAAUGAUUCUACAAAAUUCGGCUCUACUUUUAAUCGAAAAAUCUGGUGUAAAAACUGUGGAAGAGUUUCAAAAAGUAUUCGGACCAAUUAUUGAAGAACAGAAAAACAAAGAAGAUGAGAUUAUCGAAUUUGAGGAAUUCGAGGAAAUUGAGAAAGCCCGAGCAGAACUAGCUUCUCCAACUUCAUUUACAAAAUAUUCGAUGAUGCUCGACGAGCCAUUGUCUGCGUCUCCUUUCAAUCGUCGCCGAACCUCUUUGUUCUCGGAUCUUCAUGUACUGUCACCAAUUGCUUCAGCAUCUAGUGAAUCUUUUGAGAAACCUAAAAGAUUUGCUUCGUCCACUCAACACGCUAAAAAAUCUUUUGUCACAGUGGAAUCUACUAGAACUCCGUGGAGAAGAUCAAACUCGAUGUAUCUGGAAGAUGUGCUCAACAGAACAAUUAAUACGCCACUGAAGUCCCACAGUGCUUCAAGACUGAAUCAUUUGACACCAUCACCUCGUCCUGGAGAAACGCCAUUGGAGAAUCGAGCGAGUAGAUUGAGACGAAUGAAAAUCGAAGAGAAAAUGAAUGAAAACUUCUAAAAUUUCUAAAAAAGAGCCAUAUUAAUGAAUAAAGUAUUGUGUAAAAUAAAA